Dipodomys ordii (Ord's kangaroo rat) is the source of this 998-nucleotide messenger RNA. It is a transcript of the gene Lrrc46, whose product is annotated as leucine rich repeat containing 46. Gene Ontology annotation, molecular function: protein binding. NCBI's taxonomy places the organism in Eukaryota, Metazoa, Chordata, Mammalia, Rodentia, Heteromyidae. The coding region runs from base 1 to 894 and encodes 297 amino acids. The record is from RefSeq and is a predicted model, not a curated record. The transcript is spliced from 7 exons.
AUGGGUCUGGACUACAAGAAGGGUGAGCCCUCCUACCAGUUCGCCCUGCAGCAGGGAUUUAACAACCUUGCUGAACUGCAGACUGUGCGCUUGGACCGGGAGGGGAUUACCACCAUCAAAAACUUAGAGGGGCUCCAAAAUAUUCACAGCCUCUAUCUGCAAGAGAAUAAGAUCCAGCGCAUUGAGAAUCUGGCGUGCAUCCCCUCCUUGCGCUUCCUGUCUCUGGCAGGCAACCAAAUUAGGCAAGUGGAAAACCUCCUUGACCUCCCAUAUCUCCAGUUUCUGGACCUUUCUGAGAACCUGAUAGAAACACUGAAGCUGGAUGAGCUCCCCCAGAGCCUUCUCAUCUUCAACCUGACUGGAAACCAGUGCACCGAAAAGGAGGGUUACAGGGAGACGGUACUAGAAGCUCUGCCUCUACUCCUGGACCUGGACAAGCAGCCUGUGUUGGAGCGCUGGAUCUCAGAUGAUGAGGAUAAGGCCUCAAGCGAUGAAGACGAGUUCCCUGAGCUGAGUGGCCCAUUCCGUACAGAGCGAGGCUUCUUCACAGAGCUGGAGAAGGACAUGAGCAAGAACCAGGAGCGCAGACAGAAGGCUGCCCUGUCAGAACACAUUCUGAGGAUGGAAAUCCAGCCUACCCUCACCGACCUGUCCCUGCUGCCUGGGGCGCCCAUGACAGGGGACAGCCUCCCUUCUGUCACUACAGAGCCGGGGAAGGAGCCCCUCCCAGAAGCUGUCACUUCUCCUCCAGCCUCCUCUCUCACCAGGAAACCAUGCAGGCUCUUUCGUAGGGGCCAGAAAAGCUCCAGCCAAGCAGAAACGGGGGCCCUGGGGGCCUCUCAGGUUGGGCCGCUUAGCACAACUAAAACUGUGACCAAAAGAACCAACAAGUGAAGCAGAGACUCUACUCUCUCUCCCUCUCUCUCCCUCCCUCUCCCUCUCCCCCCCCUCACACAGGAGUGAAGCCCCUCUUGUGCAGACCCCUCCCCAAAUAAAGG